Molecule: messenger RNA, 156 nt
Organism: Exserohilum turcica Et28A
Lineage: Eukaryota; Fungi; Ascomycota; Dothideomycetes; Pleosporales; Pleosporaceae
Exons: 2
Coding region: 1-156 (51 amino acids)
Source: RefSeq, a predicted model, not a curated record
AUGGUGACAGGUGUGCUGGAUUCAACAAUCCCACCUUGCGAAUGGGUCAAGUUGCAUUUCAGUGUUUCGUGUCUCUUAAGGUCCAUACAGCUACGUGUUGCGUUGCGGGUGUUCGCAGUACUAGCCAGACAUGGCCUCGCCAUGGAAGACGACUAG